Perognathus longimembris pacificus (Pacific pocket mouse) is the source of this 1104-nucleotide messenger RNA. It is a transcript of the gene Dram2, whose product is annotated as DNA damage regulated autophagy modulator 2. The record is from RefSeq and is a predicted model, not a curated record. NCBI's taxonomy places the organism in Eukaryota, Metazoa, Chordata, Mammalia, Rodentia, Heteromyidae. Gene Ontology annotation, cellular component: lysosome. The coding region runs from base 122 to 922 and encodes 266 amino acids. Gene Ontology annotation, biological process: regulation of autophagy; photoreceptor cell maintenance. The transcript has 8 exons.
CGAGCUGGCUGGGCGGCUCGGGAGCGCGCCUCAGGGUCCCGCCCUGGUAUCCUGUUGCGGACGGGCGAGCUGGAGAGCCUUGGGCUGGCGCUGGCAGGAUCUGCCAGAAGACCUGUUUGAAAUGUGGUGGUUUCAGCAAGGCCUCAGUUUUCUCCCUUCUGCCCUUGUAAUUUGGACAUCGACUGCUUUCAUAUUUUCCUACAUUACUGCAAUAACUCUCCACCAUGUCGACCCGUUUUUGCCUUAUAUCAGUGACACGGGAACAAUAGCUCCAGAAAAAUGCUUAUUUGGGGCAAUGCUAAAUAUUGCUGUAGUUUUAUAUAUUGCUACCAUUUAUGUUCGUUAUAAGCAAGUUCAUGCCCUAAAUGCUGAAGAGAACCUUAUCAUCAAAUUAAACAAGGCUGGCCUUAUACUUGGAAUACUGAGUUGUUUAGGACUUUCUGUCGUGGCAAAUUUCCAGAAAACAACUAUUUUUGUUGUGCAUAUCAGUGGAGCUGUGCUCACCUUCAGCAUGGGCUCAUUGUAUAUGUUUGUUCAGACCAUCCUUUCCUACCAAAUGCAGCCCCAAAUUCACAGUAAACAAAUCUUCUGGAUCCGACUACUGCUGGCAAUCUGGUGUGGAGUGAGUGCACUGAGCAUGUUGACUUGCUCAUCCAUUUUGCUCAGUGGUGAUUUGGGCACUGGUGCAGAACAGAAACUCCACUGGAACCCUGAGGACAAAGGUUAUGUGCUUCACUUGGUCACUACAGUGGCAGAAUGGUCUAUGUCAUUUUCCUUCUUGGGCUUUUUUCUGACGUACAUUCGCGAUUUUCAGAAAAUUUCUUUACGAGUGGAAGCCAAUUUACAUGGACUAACCCUCUAUGACACUGCCCCGUGCCCUGUUGCCAAUGAACGAAAACCACUACUUUCCAGAGAUAUUUGAGGAGAGGAUAAAGUAUUUCUGUGGUGAUCAUGAUUCUCAGGGAUUGGGAAAAGGUCCUUAUUGCACUCUGAAAAUUUCAACCACUUAAUCAAGGUGGACAGUGACACUGGUGAAUCCUUAUGAUCAAGAGACAUGAAAUAAGCCAUUUGAUUAGUUAUUUUAGAGGACAUCACCAAAUGAGG